AUGGCUCCAACUACUGUCCUGAUCACAGGUGCUAAUCGAGGUAUCGGAAAAGGCCUUGUGGCUGCAUACCUGAGAAAGCCGAACAUCACGGUCAUCGCGGCCUGUCGGGAUACUUCACCCGAGAAAACAGAACAUCUGCACUCCUUGCCUCGUGGUACAAAUUGCAAUCUCAUCACUGUAUCCCUCAGUCUUGAUCAGCCCAGCGGCAUCAUCGAGGCGGUUCAGAAACUGCAAGCACAGCACGGAAUCUCACAGAUUGAUGUUGUUGUGGCCAACGCGGGAAUCUGCGAUCACUAUGGACCCCUGAUCGAGAUGACAGACUCCGACUUACAGAAGCACCUGGAUAUUAACACCUUCGGCCCAUUGAGACUAUUCCGAGCCGUGCUUCCCUUCUUACAGGCGAGUCAGCAGCAACCAAGAUUCGUAUAUGUAUCGACGGAACUGGCCAGUCUUGCUGAGCUGGAGCAGAACAAAGCAUCUCUCACGAACGCAUAUGGGAUGUCAAAGGUGGCAGGAAAUUACUUCAUGAGGAGAGCUCAUUUUGAAUAUGAGGACCUCAUUACGUUGGCCGUGGACCCUGGGUUCGUUCAAACCGAUAUGGGAAACCGUGGGGCACGCGCCAAAGGGCUCGAAGUGGCCACGUUGACGGUGGAACAAAGCGUCAACGGUAUUAUUCAAGUGAUCGAACAAGCUACGAAAUCAACUACAUCUGGUCACUUCCUGGGCCACAACGGCGAGCAUGUGCCGUGGUAA
Messenger RNA from Aspergillus melleus, 753 nucleotides. Its product is annotated as SDR family oxidoreductase. The transcript is spliced from 4 exons. The record is from RefSeq and is a predicted model, not a curated record. Bases 1 to 753 code for a protein of 250 amino acids. NCBI's taxonomy places the organism in Eukaryota, Fungi, Ascomycota, Eurotiomycetes, Eurotiales, Aspergillaceae.